Messenger RNA from Aegilops tauschii subsp. strangulata, 2500 nucleotides. RefSeq lists its product as uncharacterized. NCBI's taxonomy places the organism in Eukaryota, Viridiplantae, Streptophyta, Magnoliopsida, Poales, Poaceae. The record is from RefSeq and is a predicted model, not a curated record.
CUUUAUAGAAAAAGGCUUUCGUCCUGCUUUAUAGAUAAAGCAAAGCAUGGCCAAAUCUUUUGCCUCCAGCUUAAAAAAAGGAAUUCUGUGAGAGUGGCAGUUUAGCGAAUUCCGACGAACAAAGUGGCCCCUUGUUCUUCUGCUCGUGAGAGAACUGGAGGCGGAGCUCCUCGUCCUGUCUAGGCGGCCUGUCCAAAUCGGUGCUCUGACCACGCCCCUACCCGCUCUUGUCCUCCUUCAGCUGCGAUCUGCUCGCACCGCUCUGGACGGCGCCUGCGACCUGUUUGAUGGAGGCAGUACCACUGGAAGAAGUUCAGAACUGUGUGGUGAAGCUGAGGAGCAAUCCUCAACGGCGCAAGAAUCAAGUAUAUGUUGGCUGUGGGGCUGGAUUUGGGGGUGACCGGCCGAUGGCUGCUUUGAAGUUAUUGGAGAGAGUCGAAGAACUUAACUACAUAGUACUUGAGUGUUUGGCGGAGCGAACACUUGCAGACCGCUACCAAGUUAUGCUGUCAGGAGGGAAAGGAUUUGAUCCCCGAGUUAAGGAGUGGCUGUCCAUGCUUCUACCCUUGGCUUUGGAUAGAGAAGUUUGCAUAAUAACUAACAUGGGCGCAAGUAAGACAAUGCUGACUGUAGCUUUGCUUUACCUCAUUUGUUUUGUUUUCCCAAUUAGAUACUGUAAGAGUCUUUCCCAUUUAUUAGUUGAUCCACCUGGAGCACAGAAAGAAAUACUGGACCUUGCUUCUAGUUUGGGACUGGAGAUAACAGUCGCUGUAGCUUAUGAAUCAUCGAUUUCAGGUCCAGAAAACUCAGUGUUAUGGAAUGAAUCAAUGGGAGUGGCAGAGGGAAGAAGCACAUAUCUUGGUGCAGCCCCCAUUGUACAUUGCCUGGAAAAUUACAAACCACAUGUCGUCAUUACUUCUCGGGUUGCUGAUGCUGCACUAUUCUUAGCACCUAUGGUCUACGAAUUGGGUUGGAAUUGGAAUGACUUUGAGAAGUUGGCACAAGGAACAUUAGCUAGCCAUCUUCUGGAAUGUGGUUGUCAACUCACCGGAGGAUAUUUCAUGCACCCUGGAGAUGCAUAUCGAGAUUUUUCUUUUGAGCAGCUUCGGGAUUUGUCUCUUCCAUAUGCUGAAGUGAGUUACAAAGGAGAAGUUUGUGUUGGCAAGGCAAAGGGUAGCGGAGGUCUUCUGAGCUAUAGCACUUGUGCAGAACAGCUUCUGUAUGAAGUUGGAGACCCUGCAAACUACAUCACUCCUGAUCUGGUUGUAGAUUUCAGUGAUGUGCAGUUCCAUCAAAUAUCACAAGACAAGGUUCACUGUAAAGGAGCAAAACCAUCUGAUCUUCGUCGGCCCGAGAAACUCCUCCAAUUGUUUCCUACUCCAAAUGGAUGGAAAGGCUGGGGAGAGAUAUCAUACGGGGGACAAGAGUGUUUAAGGCGCGCUCAGGCAGCAGAAUACCUAGUUAGGUCAUGGAUGAACGAAAGAUAUCCCGGCAUCGAAGAGAAAAUUAUCGCAUAUGUUAUGGGAUAUGAUAGCUUGAAAGCUAAUGGAGGUAACAAUGACAAUCACUCUUCCAAGGAAGUGAUAGAUGUUAGACUUCGGAUGGAUGGGCUAUUUGAGCAGGAGGAGCAUGCUGAUGGAUUCGUUGAGGAGUUCAUUGCACUUUAUACAAAUGGUCCAGCUGGGGGUGGUGGCAUCAGCACUGGACGAAAGAACGAGCUAAUUCUGCACAAGUUGCUGAUUGAUAGGGAAAACGUCUUCUGGCAAGCCAAUGCGAAGAACUCAUCCAUUCAUGGUCCACAGAACCGGUCUACAGAUGCCAAGAAGAAGAAGAGGUACACAGGAAGUUCCGCGACGGGCAUUCAACAACGUUGGAAUACAAAGCUGGACGAACCAGCACCUCCUGUAUCUGCUCCAGCUCCAUCCGGAUCGGAGAUCGCCCUGUACCGUGUGGCCCACAGCAGAGCCGGUGACAAGGGGAACGAUCUGAAUCUUUCCAUCAUCCCUCAUUUCCUGGACGACAUUGGCCGGCUCAGGACAGUGAUCACUCCUGAGUGGGUGAAGGCCUCUCUUUCGCCCCUGCUUGAUCAUUCGUUGUUUCCAGACGACGGAGCGAUCGAGCGUCGAAACAAUCUACUUGAGCGUGUCUUGGUUGAGAUUUAUGAUGUCCCGGGCAUCAGCUCAUUGAACAUUGUGGUGAGGAAUAUCCUCGAUGGCGGCGUGAACUGCUCCAGAAGGGUGGACCGGCACGGCAAGACCCUGUCAGAUAUCAUCCUGUGCCGGAAAGUCAUCUUGCCUCCGUAGUGACUGACAGUUGAGAGAUCACCGGCGCCCAAUGUGGAGUGAGGGGUGUCUAGAAUCAUCUACUGUUGUUGCGAAAAAUAGAAAGGUUGACGUGACAAUAAGACCGGUGAAGAGAACAAUAAUGCCUGUUGUAUGAAACAAACCAAACCGUUAUGUAUGCUCUUAUUAAUCAUUUGGCAUCAUUGGCCAGUUACUUA